AAGAGUGCGAAAGUAUCUUAAAUAUUCGGGAAAUUCAGACGCGUUCUCUGAAUGGGUUGAUGGACCCGAAUCGAUAAAAACGCGCGUUUUCUAUAGUGCAGUGUCGAACCAUGAGCUCGUUUGUGAUUGCUACGCUGAUUUUUGUGCUGUUUCAUUUUUCAGAAGGGAAACCAUGUCCGGAAGAGACACGUCAACAUACAAGCAGAUGUGAUACCUACUUCCGCUGCGUAGUUCUACCGACUAAUUCACAUGUUUGGGUUCCAACAAAAUGUGAACGAGGUCUCAUCUACGAGCCAAACUUGCGCCUCUGCGUGCUACCAGGAGACGAUUGGGAAUGUACUUUAGGCGACACGGCACCAUCCAAACCUGACGAGAACAACAUCUAUGGCAUCAACUUGUUAAAAAAUCAUCUUAAUCAACAAAAUCUUGAAGAAUAUAAUAAACAAACAGUGCAGUUAGUGGAAGAAUCAAAAGUUAGUGAUAAUAGUGAAGAAGGUGAUUAUAUUGAAGUGAACAAUGUAGUCGCCGUGAAAAAUAACAUAAGUGCUAGCUUCGCGAGUGACAAGCAGAAUAUAGAAGAUAGUUUCGAAUCUAGUGGCGACGGAGAUCCAAAUGAAACAGUGGAGUUGAAAGACGGUGGCCUUGAAGUAUCAGAAAAAUCGAAAGUCGAUCCUAAACUGGCAGCUCAUUUGCAACGACUGUCUCAGUUAAUAGAUGGGUUAAAGCAGAAAUACCAGAAUAAACCUGACGAAGCUGCCGAUUUGCGUCCUGAUCAGCUCAAUGCGUUUCUGGCGCAUUAUAAUAUUCGGUCGCAGUUUGACGCCUUAAAUCCUUCUUUGUUCGAUAAACGGCCAGUGCCCCAUGAUGGUCGAAUAGAGCCUGAUGUUUUACAUCAAAUUUUGAGAAAACAACAACAACUUCAAGCCCAUCCUCCUAAUAUUUCGAUCGCCCUUCCUUCACUCAGCAAUAAAUAUGUUCAGGUUCAAAAUAUUCAACCUCCCCAGCAAUAUAAUAAUAAGAUUCUCUUACAUAAUUCUGUGCCUGAAAAACAAUAUCGCAAACCAGAUGGAUAUUCAACGUCUCAGAUAGUCGUCAAUAAACCAGAAGGAUCUGUUGUUUUUAGCAUUCCACCAAAUGACAAAUACCAACCACGUCCAAGACCCCAGGAAGACGACGAACCUCGAAUUUCUGAGGAAACUCUAAAAACUGUACUCGAACUAUCAAAACAGAUGCUCGCAAAUCAGAACAUACGCCAGGUUUUCCCAAACAAUGGAGUCUUCUCACAAAUGUUGCAGCCAAUGUAUGUACCAGUUCCAUUGAUUAAUCCUCAUCCAAAUAAUGCAUAUCCGAACAAAUACCUUCCACAAACUGCCUACGACAACCAAGACAAAUAUCAGAAAAUAUCUUCAUCAACAUACUCAAAACCAGAGCAUAAGAGAAAGCCACCUGUUUCGAUCAUUCAAAACAAUGUACCAGUCACUAUCGCUACGGGUAGCGAAAGUGGGAUGAUACCCAGGCCUAUUUUCUCUGGAUCAUCAGUAGGAUCCAAUAAUGAGGAUACUAACUCAUUUUACCAAAGUCAGAGCAAUGAUAGAGUAGACAGCUACGGGAAUAAAGUGUAUAAUGACUACGAAAAUGAGCAUAAUUCAGAGCGGGAUCCACCCCAUUCUUAUCAGGUUGGGAACAGCAUAAACUCGCAAAAUUCAAUAUAUUCAACAACCUUGCAUCCCCCACUUAAUUAUGACCUUGCAACUCCGCCAGCCCAAAAUACUGGAAACUCUCAUUUCGGUACCUCAAAUGCAAAUCACAUGUAUGACACACAACCGCCGCAACCUCCACCUGCACUACCUCUCCCGUAUCCCAGUGACCUCAAUAUUAUUCAAGAGAUGCCGAAACCGAUGCUCCAACAGUCAAUAAUGCAACUACUCUCACAACGUCCACUUUAUACACGACCUUCGGUAGCGAAUACUCCCAGACCCCCAGCUCUUCAGCCCUCCGACCAAUCCCCUUACAACACUUUCAACUCUAUGCCAUCACCACCCCAACUACGUCCCAUCAAUCCAGCUUCUGUUAACAUUCGCCCAAAUAGCAUUCAAAGCAGUGGAAGUGGUGCGAGUAUGACGGGCCCCAACUCAGAUAACAACGUUUUACCAGAUUCACCGGAAUCUCAUUUCAGUUACAAUCAGAACAGUGUCAACAACCAGAUCGUGAGCGAUCUCUUAGCAUCGAAUUUAGACCAGAGCAAUGCUGACGAUAAGACUCACCUGGUGAAUUUGGGCGGCAAUUUUAUAAGUUAUGAUGUGUAUAAAAAUCAGAUUCUUCCGGCCUUAGGUGCAUCUGGAGCAGCUCCAGUGGAUCAUAAGGUUGAAAUUAUCACGUGCGCUACGGGGGUGCGUCAACCGAACACGACAGAUUGUUCCAAGUACUUUGUGUGCAGCAAGAAAGAUGGGAAGGUGCUAUCUUACUCGUGUCCACCGUAUACCGGCUUCAAUGCCCAAACUCAUAUAUGUGACGCCAAGACCUACGCCUUUUGCAAUCCUCAAGCACUUUACAGCCGUUUUACUGUGUCCGAGAACCGCAAAAUACAAAUGGAUGCCCUCCAAGCGCUCGAGGAGGCUAAGAAAGUUCGCGAUGAAGCCAUUCAAGCUCAAAACCUAGCAAACCUCAUUCGUCUUGAAACACAGAAGAUUAUCGAUAAUACUACUAUCCCACAACACCAGGGAUUGCAGAAUCCUGUGAUACUCUCGAACUAUCUUGGAAGUCUGCCGCAGCAACCACCUUCCUUGGAAAAUAGCCUAGCAGCCAUGGCGCUGACUCAGACGACUCCGAAAUCUCCUACGUUAACGUCCGUUAACACAGUCACUACCCAAAAACGACGUCGUUUCCGGUGCUCUGAUGGUGGCAAAGUGCCUGAUCCUCAAUCCGUACUGAAGUACUAUGUUUGCUUCAAGGCGAGUGAUGGCAAAAUGAAACGCAGGAAGAUGGAAUGCUCAGCAGGACUCAUGUUUUGCGCGAAAACUUUGCUUUGCACGCUGCCCCGAAAAUGCAAUGCGCAGUAAAGUGUAAUAUGGAUGCAUAGUGAUAGUAGCCAAAUAUUUCGUGAUCGGGAUGAGAAAGGUUCAAAUUCUUUCUAAAGUUUUAGAUACUUUUGCCAGAAAAGGCGUUCUAAAAUCUUUUUACGUCAUAGCCAUAAGCCUCGCCGUUGGAAACAUACUCAAGCCUGUAUUUGAUAAGUUUGAAAAUCAUCCCCGACUUUCUCCUGGCCUGUCUCAUGAAAUAUUCGAAAGAUACAAUAUAAUGCCCCCGUUCCUAGUAGUUCCUGAUUAAUUAUCGAAAGGGUCAUGUGUAUAACGUGAACUCUUAACUAUGGAGUGAAACUCUUCACCUCCCUAAAAGAGGAUAAUUGAUAAUUGCGCUUCAUAGUGCGCAAUGCAGAACAAUGCUCGAGUAGUCAUUCCAUGUACACGUAAGAGAUGUAUAUUAUUUAUUAUUUAUACACUUAAUAGUGCUUGCCUUAUCAUAAAAUCUAAUUUUAACACGAAAUGUAAAUUAAAGUGUGUUCCUCUUGCCUGAUAAAAGAUAAUCACUGAUGAUAGUGUGGAAUGUAUUUGAAUUUAAGUAAGCGAAAA
Molecule: messenger RNA, 3629 nt
Organism: Hermetia illucens (black soldier fly)
Lineage: Eukaryota; Metazoa; Arthropoda; Insecta; Diptera; Stratiomyidae
Exons: 2
Coding region: 111-3059 (982 amino acids)
Cellular component (GO): extracellular region
Molecular function (GO): chitin binding
Source: RefSeq, a predicted model, not a curated record